CACCUUCCCUUCCCUACUACCACAAAUCCCCCCCCCGAAGGAAAAUAAAAUCCUCAAAUCUGCAGCUUUAGGGUUCGGUUUUUAAUUCCAAUUCCCAAAUUCAGAUCUUAAUUGUUCAAAUCAGUUUAAAAAGGGCCAAAAUGUAUGGAUUCGAAGCUAUGACGUUCAACAUCCACGGCGGAUACUUGGAAGCCAUCGUGAGAGGUCACAGGGCCGGGCUCUUAACCGCCGCCGAUUACAACAAUCUUUGCCAAUGCGAAACCCUUGAUGAUAUCAAGAUGCAUCUCUCCGCCACCGAGUACGGCCCUUAUCUCCAAAACGAACCUUCACCUUUGCAUACGAUUACGAUUGUGGAGAAAUGCACUCUUAAACUUGUUGAUGAGUAUAAGCAUAUGUUAUGCCAAGCUACGGAGCCAUUGUCCACCUUCUUAGAGUAUAUCACAUAUGGUCACAUGAUAGACAAUGUUGUCCUGAUUGUUACUGGAACCUUGCAUGAGAGAGAUGUUCAAGAGCUUCUGGAGAAGUGCCAUCCUUUGGGCAUGUUUGACAGCAUUGCAACCCUGGCAGUUGCUCAGAACAUGCGUGAACUCUACAGAUUGGUUCUUGUUGACACUCCACUUGCUCCGUACUUCUCUGAGUGUAUUACCUCUGAGGAUCUUGAUGACAUGAACAUUGAAAUUAUGAGGAACACUCUCUACAAAGCAUACCUUGAAGACUUCUACAAAUUUUGCCAAAAACUUGGUGGUGCGACAGCAGAGAUCAUGUCUGACCUCCUUGCCUUCGAGGCUGACAGAAGGGCUGUGAAUAUUACCAUUAACAGCAUUGGCACUGAACUAACUCGUGAUGAUCGGAGGAAAUUAUACUCAAAUUUUGGUCUUCUUUAUCCCUAUGGCCAUGAGGAACUUGCUGUCUGUGAGGAUAUUGACCAGGUCCGUGCUGCUAUGGAAAAAUAUCCUCCCUACCAAUCAAUUUUCUCUAAACUAUCUUAUGGAGAGAGCCAGAUGCUUGACAAGGCAUUUUACGAGGAGGAAGUGAAAAGGCUUUGCUUAGCUUUUGAGCAACAGUUCCAUUAUGGGGUUUUCUUUGCAUAUAUGAGAUUAAGAGAACAGGAGACCAGGAACCUGAUGUGGAUCUCUGAAUGUGUGGCUCAAAACCAAAAGUCUAGGGUUCAUGACAGUGUUGUCUUUAUAUUUUAGAUGAUCCGAGAGCCGGUUAAGAAUAAUUAAUUGGAUGUGUUUUGCAUAAUCAGCUGUAAAUUUUCAUUCCUCAGUUUAUCACUGGAGUGGUUUAGCUUCAUUGUUUAACAUUUUGUGGUAAAGAAUGAACUCCAUAUUAUAUAAUAUGUUUUUUGGGGAUAAAAACGGUGAAUUCAGAUUGAUUAAAAUGUAUUAUUGUCUUGACUGAGGUUGUUUUCAAUAAUUUAAUGAUGAAAUUUCUAGAAAAUUUCAAGUUCUGG
Molecule: messenger RNA, 1456 nt
Organism: Hibiscus syriacus
Lineage: Eukaryota; Viridiplantae; Streptophyta; Magnoliopsida; Malvales; Malvaceae
Product: V-type proton ATPase subunit d2-like
Exons: 10
Coding region: 141-1196 (351 amino acids)
Biological process (GO): vacuolar transport; proton transmembrane transport; vacuolar acidification
Cellular component (GO): proton-transporting V-type ATPase, V0 domain; vacuolar proton-transporting V-type ATPase complex
Molecular function (GO): proton-transporting ATPase activity, rotational mechanism
Source: RefSeq, a predicted model, not a curated record